Oldenlandia corymbosa var. corymbosa is the source of this 2916-nucleotide messenger RNA. Lineage: Eukaryota; Viridiplantae; Streptophyta; Magnoliopsida; Gentianales; Rubiaceae. The record is from the annotation of a GenBank genome assembly.
AAAAAAAUAAAUCUUUAGAUAUGAUAAUUGAAACGCAUAGACGCAAAAGGAAAGUAAUGAACUUCCUGUUGUUGUAUAUGAAGCAGUAAGAUAAAUUUGCAAGUAUCUGUUUUGAGUCUGAUUUUUGUUAUCCAAUUAUGCUAUUAUUAUGAUGAUUGUUCAAGAUAUGAGCUUGGGAUCUCUUGGUUUUGGUUGUAUUGAAUCCUGGGAUUUUGUUUAUUUGCUGCUGUUUGUAGACUUGAGCUGCAAUUUCUCUGUCUGUCUAAGCAAAGCUGGGAUUAUGUUUGAAAACUGAAGACAGUUUUAUGGAGUAAUAAGGAUUAAUUAUGAUUGUUAAUUAUGUUAUAUUAGUAAGGAAAGCCUGAUAUCUGCAAGUAAACAUCUUUGGAAUGUGGGCAGCAAUUGCAGGAAAAUGGUUAACUUGAUUGAUGCUAAUUAAUACCGAGUUAUGGGUGCAGAACAGAGAAGAGACCAUUUUGAAUUUUAUUUCUGUGGACCAAGAAUACGUUGCUAAUUAAUUAGGAGGAGGAAUAACUCAAUAAAGAAAAGGGAGAAAAACAAAAAGAAAAGAAAGAAAAAUCAUGCACGAAAGUACUUUCCUCUGUCCUAAAGUUAAAUCUCACCGAAGAAGAGGCAGGCACUGUCUGUUUAUGUGAAUGUGGUUCAUGAAAACCAUGAAUUCUGUGAUGCCUUUUUUGUUUUAUCUGAGCAAGUGAAGUCAUCACUCUUGAUAAAGUGACACUUGUAUACCAAGUUUCUCCCUUUGCAGUUAUUUUACCGCUGGUUUAGCAUCACCCUUCCAGUGGGCUGUUUUUUAUUGUAUAAGAAAGCGGUUUUUCUUUUUCCUCGAGUUGAUUAGAUGGAACAGUAGUAUAUAUGUGUCAUUCAGAAUAUAAUCGAAUAGUCAUGGCAUUCCUGUUUCUGUAAAUUUCCGGAGCCUGAUACAGAAUAAGAUUGUGGUAUGUUUUUUAGUAAUUUCCCCUAAUGAUAUUAAAACUGAUUGAUUUUCUUUUUACGAAAUGUUUCCAAGAUGGAUGGACACUAUCUUUUUUGGUUUCUGGACUUCCUUGCACUUUAGAGUUUAGACAGCUACUAUAACUAGAUAUGACUAGUGAUGAUGAGAACGCAAAAGAACCGUUUGCGGAAUUUCAGUGUUCCUUUUUUUCGGUUUCUCGGCAGCUGUCUUUUUGUUCUGCAUUAUAAGUUUAGCUUACAAAUUUGAGGUAAAUGCAAUGGGAAAUUUCAUUUUGAAGUUUCUUGGUAUUCUGAUUUUUGCAGGGGUAUCAAAGCUUCAACUUUGAUACAAGAACUUCUGUUAAAUCAUAAGAACUGGGAGCUUAUUGAGUUAGGAACCGACUUGUCACAUGGGGACUGGGGAUCAGAGUACCCCUGUUAAGGCUUCUAAGCCUGCCUCUACAAAUCAGGAAACUCCUGUUGCUCCCUCGUAUCCUGAUUGGUCGACGUCCAUGCAGGCGUACUAUGGAGCUGGUGCUACUCCACCCUUUUUUGCCUCAACUGUUGCUUCCCCAAGUCCAUAUAUGUGGGGCAACCAGCACCCAAUGAUGCCACCAUACGGUACUCCAGUUCCAUACCCUGCUUUAUAUCCUCCGGCAGGUGUUUAUGCCCAUCCUACUAUGGCAAUGGCUCCAGGACCACUUCAACCGGCUGUUGAAUCAGAUGUGAAAGCUCCUGAAGGGAAGGACCGCACUACGAGCAAAAAGUCCAAGGCCAAUAAUAAGGCUGGGGAAAGUGGUAAAGCAGCUUCAGGGUCUGGAAAUGAUGGUGCUACUCAGAGUGCUGAAAGUGGAAGUGAAGGUUCUUCAGAUGGAAGUGAUGAGAAUAAUAAUGAACAAUCUGCAUCAAAGAAAGGAAGUUUUGAUCAGAUGCUUGCAGAUGGUGCAACUGCUCAGAACAGUCCUACUGUCGGGAAUUUCCAGUCUUCAGUGCCUGGGAAUCCUGUAGUUUCUGUUCCUGCUACUAAUCUCAAUAUCGGAAUGGACUUGUGGAACCCAUCUUCUACUGCUUCUGGCACUAUGAAAGUGCGUACAAAUCCUGGUGUCUCACCUGCUGUAGCUCCAGGCAUGAUGGGCGACCAGUGGAUUCAGGAUGAGCGGGAGUUGAAAAGACAAAAGCGAAAGCAAUCUAAUCGGGAGUCAGCUCGGAGAUCAAGAUUGCGCAAACAGGCUGAAUGUGAAGAAUUGCAGCAGAGAGUAGAGUCUUUGAACGGUGAAAAUCGUGCUCUGAGAGAUGAGCUGCAGAGGCUUUCUGAGGAAUGUGAGAAGCUUACUUCAGAAAACAACUCCAUAAAGGAAGAAUUGACUAGGUUGUGUGGACCAGAGGCAGUAUCAAAAUUAGAGAGUGGUGUUCAAACCCAUGGCGAGGAAAAUAACAGUUGAGAUAGAACAAGUGAGUUGGAAGUUCAGACUAUGUGACUGAGUUAAAACUUGCUGGAAUAUAAAAGGCAAGCGCUUGAGAUCAUUAAUAUCAUAGGAUUUUCAUUAGUUAGAGAAUGUUGUUCCUUACAGAUUUAUACAGUUGUAACCCUUUCUCAGUUGUAACUAUAUAUGAUUCAUCUCUGGAAAAACUGAUGUAGCAAGAGCUCUGUUUGUGCUCUUUUGUUGUAAAACUGUUAGUAAGGAGUUGAAGAAAGGGGAGGACAUACUUGGAUUAUUUACACCUGCUUUCCAUUUGUCAUUUUUCUAACCAAUUGUUCAAUUGCUAUCAUCUAACAGUUCUUCCAUGAAAUUAGGCAUCUAGUUAUCUUGUGACUGCAUUGCGUUGUUUCCCCCUUGGAAUCGAGGCUCUGAUGAUCUGAUCCUUGAACUGCUUUCUUUUUCUGUGGGCACAAGCCGAAAUAGUGCUGGUGUUUCUGUGGCUUGAGAAUAUUUUGAAGGGCUCUGUGAUUGUGAUGGAAGG